UAUAGAGGACUCUCCGCCGGCACGGUCACUUGAACCAGUAGCCGAGUACAACGCCACACGCUCGUCACCAGGAGGCCGCCAACCGGCACCAUGGGCGCGGGCAACAACAAGCGGGGACACCCUCUCCUGAGGGGUGGGAGCGCGAAGAGGGAGCGGUACACGCACGGCUUCUCGGCGUCCCAGAUGGCCGCGCUCACCGCCCUCUGCGGCGCGCUGGUGCCGUCCCUGCCGCCGGCGGACCGCCGGAACGGUCACCACCACAACCCGCAGCCUGAGGAGGACGGCGGCAGCAGCAAGGUCGUGGAGGAGUUCCUCCUCGCGUCGGCCGCCGACCCGCCCGUGCCCGGCGAGGUGGCCGAGCUGAUGUCGCGCAAGUGCCUCCCCGAGGCGCUGGCUCUGGUGCGCGCGGUGCUGUGGCUGCUGGGCACGCGGCUCGGCUCGCUGGCGCUGUGCGGGGCGCGGUGCCUGUCGUGGCGGUUCCCGUUCGUGCGCCGGUUCGACGAGCUGCCCCUGGAGCACCGGGAGGCCGCGCUCCGGCGGUGGAGCCGGCUGACCCUGCUCCCGCCGCUGCGCAUGUUCUUCCUCAUCACCAAGGUCUUCUGCCUCUACGUUUUCUACUCCUGGACCGACGAGAACUCAAAGAAUCCGCACUGGCGCGCGAUCGGGUACAGCCCGCCCCCGGCGGACGACGAGCCGGCGCCGGCGGAAUCAGAACGUCCCGAGAAGCGUCCCCUGGACGACGGCAUCGUUGAGACGAACAAGGAGAACGACGCGUCCCUGCCCGCGUUGCUAGCCGAGAAGGGCCUCAGGGUGGCCGAUGACGCGGCGCGGAACGUGUGCAGGGUCGAGUGCGACGUCGUCAUCGUCGGGUCCGGCUGCGGCGGGGGCGUGGCGGCAGCGGUGCUCGCGGCGGCGGGGCACAAGGUGGUCGUCAUCGAGAAGGGGAACUACUUCACGGCGCGGGAUUACACGGCCAUCGAGGCGCCGUCGAUGGAGCACCUCUACGAGGGCGGAGGGUUCGUCAGCACGCUCAGCGCCAGCGCGCUGCUCCUGGCAGGCUCGACGGUCGGCGGCGGCACGGCGGUCAACUGGUCGGCCUGCAUCAAGACCCCCGACGACGUUCGCGGGGAGUGGGCGCGCGACCGGGGGCUCCCGCUGUUCGCCACCGGCGAGUACGCCGCCGCCAUGGACAAGGUGUUCGAGCGGCUCGGCGUGACGGCCGGUUGUGCGGAGGAGGGGCUCCAGAACAAGGUCCUCCGCAAGGGGUGCGAGAGGCUCGGGUACAAGGUGGAGUCGGUGUCGAGGAACUCGUCGGAGGGGCACUACUGCGGCAGCUGCGGCUACGGCUGCCGCACCGGCGACAAGCGCGGCACGGACAGCACGUGGCUCGUCGACGCGGUGAGCCGCGGCGCGGUGAUCCUGACGGGGUGCAAGGCCGAGAAGCUGCUGCUGGAGCCUGGCAGUGCCGCGGACGGCAGGGCGAAGCGAUGCGUCGGCGUGGUGGCGAGGAGCACCAACCCGGCGAUCACGAGGACGCUGGAGGUGACCGCCAGGGUGACAGUCUCGGCGUGCGGGUCUCUCCUGACGCCGGUGCUGCUGCGCGGGAGCGGGCUCCGCAACCGGCAUAUCGGGAAGAACCUCCACCUCCACCCGACGGCCCUGGUGUGGGGCUACUUCCCGGACACCGUGCCGGACCUCAGGGGCAGGAUGUACGAGGGCGGCAUCAUCACGUCCCUGCACAAGGUGGAAGGCGGCGGUCCGGGCGCGCCGGCCCGCGCCAUCCUCGAGGCGCCGGCGAUGGGCCUGGCCGGCGCGGGGACGCAGUUCCCCUGGGUGUCCGGGCGCGACAUGAAGGAGCGGAUGCUCAGGUACGGGCGCACGGUGCACCUCUUCUCCAUGGUGAGGGACCGCGGGUCCGGCACCGUGCACGGCGAGCGGCGGGUGGCGUACCACCUGGACGCCACGGACCGGGAGAACAUGCGCGACGGCAUGCGGCGCGCGCUGCGCGUCCUGGCCGCGGCGGGCGCGGCGGAGAUCGGCACCCACCGCAGCGACGGGCAGCGGUUCGCGUGCGGGGGCGCCACGGAGGCCGCGCUGGAGGAGUUCCUGGACGGCGUGGACGUGGUGCGCGGGCCCCAGUCGAAGGCCGAGGCGUGGACCCUGUGCUGCACCGCGCACCAGAUGGGCAGCUGCCGGAUGGGCGCCACGGCCCGGGACGGCGCCGUGGACGCGCGCGGCGAGAGCUGGGAGGCCGGGAGCCUGUACGUGUGCGACGGCAGCGUCCUGCCCGGCGCCGUGGGCGUCAACCCUAUGGUCACCAUCCAGUCCGUGGCCUACUGCCUCGCCACGGGCAUCGCCGAGUCGCUCAGGCGCGGCCCGGUUUCACGAAAGGAUUGAGACUCUAUUUGGAUAUGCACGUAUAUAUCCACAUCAAUUUAUUUCAAUUUACGUGUGUUAAAGUGGAUUUCACGAAAGGAAUUGCUGCAGAAUAGGUCUGCAGCGGUUCACUGUUCGUGUGCUGGAGAAUAAUAAGAAAUGGAAGUGAGACAAAUCUAUCUUU
Zea mays is the source of this 2560-nucleotide messenger RNA. RefSeq names its product oxidoreductase. The transcript is spliced from 2 exons. The record is from RefSeq and is marked validated. The coding region runs from base 91 to 2397 and encodes 768 amino acids. Lineage: Eukaryota; Viridiplantae; Streptophyta; Magnoliopsida; Poales; Poaceae. Gene Ontology annotation, molecular function: flavin adenine dinucleotide binding; long-chain-alcohol oxidase activity.